AUGUUUGUGAACACAUUUGCUUAUUUUUGGGCCAUCAAAAAAGUACAAUUAAAAGUGUUGCAUCGACUGCUCUUUUCAUAUCACCACUUUUUCAAGAGUCAUGACUUCGGAAUACGAUAUCCAAUUCGAUGGAAAUUCAAGUAGAGUAUUUUUCGCCGGUCAAACUAUGACCGGCUCUGUGGAGCUAAAUCUAGCACUGGUUAAAAAUAUUACAGGAGUUUUCAUACAUAUUACGGGAUAUUGCGAAGUCAAUUGGACUGAAAAAAGUGGUAACAAUGAUAGCGGAAUAGAACACUAUAAAGGUCGCGAGCAAUAUUUGGACGAAACGUUAUAUUUAGCAGGAACUAAAGAUGGUCCAGCAUUUGAACUACCGCCAGGACGCCAUUCUUAUCCAUUUUCAUUUCAUCUUCCUCAAACACUGGCUAGUUCAGUGGAAGGAAAAUGGGGACGCGUCCGUUACUCGGUCAAAUUAACCAUGGCAAGACCCUGGAUGGCUGAUAAUACACAAGAAGUAUUUUUUACUGUUCUGAGACAUUUGGAUUUGAAUGAUAAUUCUCUCGGCAUCCGUAAGCCACUUAAAGUUGUAGAAAACAAGAUAUUCUGCUGUUGGCCGUGUAGUUCUGAUCCCUUGUUUAUAGCGGCCGAAAUACCAAUUUCUGGAUACGUUCCUGGACAAACUGUAGCCAUCAAAUAUGAUGUUCAUAAUCAGAGCAGCAAGAGGGUAUACACUUUAAAAGCGAACCUCGUUCGAACCGAUGUGUUCAAAAGUGAACACCCACGCACAAAACAUAGAUCCAAUGAAGGUGUAAUGGACACUGUUACAAACGAUGGCCUUGGUCCUCGCCAGAGAGCAACAUUCGAACAGUUUUUGAAAAUACAUUCGUGCCCUCCAACAACGCUAACGUCUAGUCUUAUAACCAUUACCUAUGCAAUUGAGCUUGAUAUCGGUGUAAGCGGACUCUCCCGUAAUCUGAAACUAUAUUUUCCUAUUACAAUUGGAACCAUCCCACUGGCCAACACUGCCGUUCCGGGGUACCAAUCUGUCUCCGAUGUAUCACCAGUGGCAACUCAACCUAUGUCGUUUAGUCCAUCGGCUCCUGAUAUGUCAUCGUUUGCUCCAACAGCUCCCCUUUUGUCACAUCAAUAUCCCGAAGACCUUCCUCCACCAACUUUCGAAGAAGCAAUGCAAGCCGUCUCAGUGAUCAAACAAAAGCAACAGGAAGAAGAGGUCCCUGCUAUAGGAUGGAUUAAUUUUAAUCCGAAGUACAUGGUCUAUCGAUUUGACGGAUAUUCUUCCGGAGCAGCGCCAAACUUAGCCCACCCAAUCGAAUAUCCGAUGAAAAAAGCUUAAGACAAUGAUCAGUACUAUUAUCCGAUGUUAAUAUUAUCUUACGACAAAAUCUUCUGAAAAAGUUAUACGUUAUCAUUAAAAAUGAAGAUUACAUGAAACAUUACAUAGCGGUAACUGAUUUUAAACAAGUCUACCUCACAGGCAAUAUUCAAAAAUUGAUUAAGCUAAUGAUGAAGCUGAAAUCGUAAACUUCAUUUAUAUUGAAACAUAAAAUUCUUAUCGAGUAUCAAAUCAACCAGGUCAUUCAAAUCAUUAACAAUUACUAAUUGAAGAGACGUGCCGUUAGAACUUAACAAAAACUUGAAAUUAAAUA
This is a messenger RNA of Uranotaenia lowii, 1664 nucleotides long. Its product is annotated as arrestin domain-containing protein 2-like. The record is from RefSeq and is a predicted model, not a curated record. The coding region runs from base 101 to 1351 and encodes 416 amino acids. The transcript is spliced from 4 exons. Lineage: Eukaryota; Metazoa; Arthropoda; Insecta; Diptera; Culicidae. Gene Ontology annotation, biological process: protein transport. Gene Ontology annotation, cellular component: cytoplasm.